Molecule: messenger RNA, 3458 nt
Organism: Aaosphaeria arxii CBS 175.79
Lineage: Eukaryota; Fungi; Ascomycota; Dothideomycetes; Pleosporales
Product: alanyl-tRNA synthetase-like protein
Exons: 3
Coding region: 347-3250 (967 amino acids)
Biological process (GO): alanyl-tRNA aminoacylation; tRNA modification
Cellular component (GO): mitochondrion; cytoplasm
Molecular function (GO): aminoacyl-tRNA deacylase activity; amino acid binding; alanine-tRNA ligase activity
Source: RefSeq, a predicted model, not a curated record
CGGUGGUGGCCGUUGUAGGGGUUGUGGUUCUGAUAGGAACCCUCUGAGUCACGGCCGAUCAGAGAUAUCGAGGUCCUUCACAUCUUCUACUAAGCCGACUACUCCAACUACUACUACUACUACUACUCUAACUUUUACCACCUCACACUCUUCUUCUUCCACUUUUCUUACGCCAACACCAACCCCACUGCGACAACCUCCCAAGUCGUCCUCGCCACUCGCACUUCGCAAUUGCACAUUACACAGGCGAACACUAUCGUCACUGCGCACUGUUGCUACACCAAGAAUACCCCGCCACCACACAUCCUCCCUCGCGAUACCCCGCUGGUCCAGAGGAACUCGCACCAUGUCUCUCGUCGAUGAGAAGCACGAGUGGGGUGCGAAGCGCGUUAGGGAUACUUUCCUUGACUUCUUCAAGAAAAAUGGACACACUUUCGUUCCCUCCUCCUCUGUCGUUCCCCUCUCUGACCCUACUCUCCUCUUCACAAAUGCUGGAAUGAACCAGUACAAGUCCAUCUUCUUGGGCACUGUCGACCCCGCCUCCGACUUCGCACAACUCAAGCGCGCCGCCAACUCGCAAAAGUGCAUUCGCGCCGGUGGAAAGCACAAUGAUCUCGACGAUGUCGGCAAGGACAGCUACCAUCACACCUUCUUCGAGAUGUUGGGUAACUGGAGUUUUGGAGACUACUUCAAGAAGGAGGCCAUAGGCUACAGCUGGGAGCUUCUGACCAAGGUCUAUGGCAUCGACCCCAACAGGCUAUACGUCACAUACUUCGAGGGCUCAGACGGACUCGAGCCUGAUCUAGAGGCCAAGGAGCUGUGGAAGAGCGUCGGCGUUCCCGAGGACCACAUCUUGCCUGGAAACAUGAAGGACAACUUUUGGGAGAUGGGUGAUCAGGGCCCUUGCGGCCCCUGCUCCGAGGUCCACUACGACCUGCGUGAGCCUGAGAAUGGCGUGUACAGGAAUGCCGCAAGCUUGGUGAACGAGGACGACCCAGAGGUCAUUGAGAUCUGGAACAACGUCUUCAUCCAGUACAACCGCGAGCCCGACCGAUCAUUGCGAUCUCUUCCGAACAAGCACGUCGAUACCGGUAUGGGUUUCGAGCGAUUGGUCUGCUUGUUGCAGAAGAAGAAGUCCAACUACGACACCGACGUCUUCACUCCCAUCUUCAAGGUGAUCCAGGACAUCACGGGCGCAAGAGAGUACAGGGGCAAAUUCGGUGCAGAGGAUCCCGAUGGUCUCGACACCGCCUACCGUGUGGUCGCCGACCACGUCCGACUGCUCACAUUUGCAAUUGCCGACGGAGGUGUCCCCAACAACGUUGGCCGAGGAUACGUCGUGCGUCGUGUCCUUCGCAGAGGUGCGCGCUACGCUCGCAAGUACUUCGAGGUGGAGAUUGGCGACUUCUUCUCCAAGAUCGUCCCACACCUCGUCGAACAGAUGGGUGACAUGUUCCCUGAGAUCCGCAAGAAGCAGACAGAUAUUAUGGAGAUCCUGGACGAGGAAGAGAAGAGCUUUGCCAAGUCUCUCGACCGUGGUGAGAUCAUGUUCGAGAAGUACGCACAGAAGGCCAAGGUCAAGGGAUCGAAUGACCUUCCUGGAGACGAUGUGUGGCGAUUGUACGACACUUACGGUUUCCCUGUCGAUCUGACUAAGUUGAUGGCUGAGGAGCGCGGACUUAAUAUCAACGAUAAGGAGGUCGAGGAGGCCCAAGAGAAGGCACGUGAGGCUAGCAAGGGUGACAAGAAGGCCACGGCUGCUCUUGUCAAGUUCGACGUCCACGACCUCAGCGCUCUGGAGGGCAUGACCGAGGUUCCAAAGACGGACGACUCCGCAAAGUUCGGUCGCGAGAACAUCACAUCCACCAUCAAGGCGAUAUAUCACAACAAGAAGUUCCUCAAGAGCACGAAGGAGGUCCCCGAGGGCGAACAAUUUGGUGUUCUGCUUGACCGGACAAACUUCUACGCCGAGCAAGGUGGUCAGGAGUUCGAUACUGGCCAUCUCCUCCACGAGGACGACGGAGAGUUCGAUGUUGCCAAUGUGCAGGUUUACGCCGGCUACGUCCUCCACACCGGCUACCUCAAAUGGGGAGAGUUGAGCGUUGGCUCAGAGGUCAUCUCAGAGUACGACGAGCUCCGUCGCCACCCCAUCCGCAACAACCACACGGGUACUCACGUCCUCAACUACGCUCUCCGUGAGGUUCUCGGCAACGAGGUCGACCAGAAGGGCUCCCUCGUCAGCCCCGAGAAGCUCCGUUUCGAUUUCUCGCACAAAUCUGGCAUCGAGCCCGCACAACUCGAGAAGAUCGAGAAGAUCUCGACAGAAUACAUCCGUCAGAACUCCGAGGUCUUCGCCAAGGACGUGCCUCUCGCGACUGCCCGCGAGAUCAGAGGCGUGCGCGCUGUCUUUGGCGAGACCUACCCAGACCCGGUCCGCGUCGUCUCCGUCGGAGUGUCCGUCGAAGACCUCCUCGCAGACGUCAAGAACGAGGCCUGGGAGAAGGUGUCCGUAGAAUUCUGCGGUGGCACUCACGUCAAGCAGACCGGCGAGAUCAAGGAGCUCAUCAUCCUCGAAGAGUCCGGCAUCGCCAAGGGCAUCCGCCGAAUCGUCGCCGUGACCGGCCAGGAAGCGUACGACGUGCAGCGCCUUGCCUCCGAGUUCGAGCAGCAGCUCACGCGUCUCGAGAAGCUCAAGUUCGGCGCCGAGAAGGAGGCCGAGGCGAAGAAGCUCCAGGUCCAGCUCAACCAGCUCACCAUCUCCGCCAUCACGAAGAACCAGUUCCGCGACCGCUUCGCCAAGAUCCUCAAGUCGAUCCUCGACGAGCAGAAGGCCGCCGCCAAGGCAGAGAACAAGCGCGUCCUCGACUCCAUCACGGGCUUCUUCGAGAAGAACGAGGCCGAGAAGGUCCUGGUGCAGAAGCUCGACUGGUCGUCCAAUGUCAGCAAGGCCAUCAGCGACGCCAUCAAGGUCGUCAGCGGACCCAAGAGCAGCAUCAAGGACAAGACUGUGUACCUCGUCAGUGCCAGCGAGGACGAGAAGAAGGUCGUCCACGGAUGCUACGUCGCAGAGGCAUACACCGCCGCCGGCGCCUCAGGCCCCGCAUGGGCCUCCGAAGUCGCCAAAGUCAUCGGCGGCAAGGCAGGUGGCAAGCCUGGUGCUCCUACCGCCGUCGGUCAGGGCACGAAUGCAGACAAGGUUGACGAGGGCGUCGAGAUUGCGCGGAAGUACAUUGAGGGUUUCAAGUUGUAGAUUCACACGCCCUUCAAUCGAUGUUGCAAACGAACGACGCGAAAUGGGAAAGAAAAAUGUCAAGGAAGGAAUUAAGGUACGGGCUCUCCAUCAGAUCCAAAGCGAGCCACAAUCUAGCUUAGAUUGAAACAACAUGGAAGGAUGCGCCUUCUCUGCUCUGCUCAGCUUAGCUCUGGCUUGUGUGGAAUCUCCAUUUAGGUACAGUAGU